Molecule: messenger RNA, 3522 nt
Organism: Epinephelus fuscoguttatus (brown-marbled grouper)
Lineage: Eukaryota; Metazoa; Chordata; Actinopteri; Perciformes; Serranidae
Gene: bdh1
Product: 3-hydroxybutyrate dehydrogenase, type 1
Exons: 5
Coding region: 110-1195 (361 amino acids)
Molecular function (GO): oxidoreductase activity
Source: RefSeq, a predicted model, not a curated record
GUCACUUCGCAACUUGUAGCAACAGAUCGACCUUCCUGCAGCAACUUCCUCUGAAUAUUAUUUGGUAACACUGUUCCUCGUCUGGAAAGCAACACUCUGUUGUGUCAAGAUGGCCCCGCUCCCUGUGCUCCGGGUGGCGCUCUUGGUGUCAUUCUCAGUGUUCCUCACGGUGGUGCUGGGCUUCGGGCUGCCUGCUCUCCUGAAUGUAGCGAUGAGGAUGUUGGGAUUACCAGAGACCAGUGUGACCGAGUGCAUAGUUGUGCUCUAUUUACUUUUUGUGGUGUAUGUGGCGACGCCUCGCAUUCCCAGGGGCUGCGUGGAGGUGAAGGGGAAAGCUGUGUUUGUCACAGGUUGUGACAGUGGAUUUGGUCAUGAACUUGCCAAACAUCUUCAUAAGCUUGGCUUCACGGUCUUUGCUGGAUGUCUUCUUAAGGAUAAAGGUGGAGAGGGUGCAAAGGAACUGGAAGAAUUUCACUCAGAUCGCAUGAAGGUGGUCCAGCUGGAUGUCUGCAGUGAAGAGCAGGUGAACCAAGCUGCAGAGUAUAUCAAAGACAACCUGGAGGACUCAGAAAGAGGUCUGUGGGCUGUGGUGAACAACGCCGGUGUGUCAACGUUUGGAGAAGUGGAGUUCGCCUCCGUGGACACCUACAAGCAGGUGUCAGAGGUCAACCUGUGGGGCACCAUCAGGGUCACCAAAGCUGUUCUGCCAUUGAUCCGCAGGGCCAAAGGCCGUGUUGUGAACCUGGCCAGCAUGUACGGGAGGAUGGGAAAUGCCUUGCGUUCACCUUACUGCGUAUCUAAAUACGGUGUGGAAGCCUUUUCUGAUUGCCUUCGCUAUGAAAUGAAGACCUGGGGAGUCAAAGUGUCCAUAAUCGAACCGGGGAACUUCAUCGUGGCAACUGGCAUCAUGACCCGAGACACUGUAGCCAGCACGGCCAAUAAGCUGUGGAACGAGGCGCCGUCGCAUGUGAAGGAGGAUUAUGGGAGAGCCCACUUUGAGCACCACAUGGCUUUGAUGCGCUCUUACUGCAGCAGCGGACAGAGGGAUAUUUCCCCUGUUCUGGAUGACAUUACUGAUGCCAUCAUGUCCAAGCGCCCCUACACACGAUACAACCCCAUGGAGCCAUACUGGUGGAUCAGAAUUCAGAUGAUGACCCAUCUGCCUGCCGCAAUAGGCGACUUCUUCUACUUCUAAAAGAGGAGCUGUUCCUGUAGGAGUUUCCUGUGAUUCAUAUAAAAGCAUCUUAUUCAACUCUGUAGCGCUACGCAGAUCAGUAGACUUACCCUGAACAGGGCUCUCUGCUACGUGUUCCUCAGCACUUUAAACCAUUCACUGAUCAAGCCUUAAAACUUAAUGGUUUUUUAAACUGUAAAGAAAUUAUUGCACUUUGCUUUUUGUAUGUUGUACAAGACCCAUAACUUUAUCUAUACAGGUAAAUUCCAUGAUAAGUAGUAACUACUUUGUGUUGAGUAUCAGCAGGGCUAUGACAUACUUGUAGCUAUAUAUACUGCAUCGUUAUUGCUUGCUGUGGUAUUAUCUUAAGGGACAGCUCAGCCCAAAAUCAAAAAUACAUAUGUUUCCACUUAAAUGUAGUGCUAUUUAUCAGUCUAGAUUGUUUUGGUGUGAGUUGCCAAGUGUUGGAGAUACCGGCCGUAGAGAUGUCUGCCAUCUCUGGAAAAUAAUGGAACUAGAUGGCACUUGGCUUGUGGUGCUCAAAGCGCCAGAAAAUACAUUUAAAAACUCAGCUGUAAUGUCUCUUUCCAGAAAUCAUGACCCGGUUACCACAAUGCAAAUAGCUAAUCAGCAACUCAGUGUAUUUACCCAUAUAGACAUGGUUGACGACCUGCUGAAGUUCAAACUGAGCAUCAGAAUGAGGAAGAAAAGUAAUUUAAGUGACUUUGAAUGUGCUGUGGUUGUUGGUGCCAGACGGCCUGGUCUGAGUAUUUCACAAGCUGCUGAUCUACUGGGAUUUUCACACACAACCAUCUCUAGGGUUUACAGAGGAUGGUCCAAAAAGAGGUCAGAGGAGAAUGGCCAGACCGGUCAAGAUGAUAGAAAGGCAACAGUACCUCAAAUAACUAUUCGUCACAAUCAAGGCAGAAGACCAUCUCUGAACCAACAGCACAUGGAACCUUGAAGCAGAUGGGCUACAGCAGCAGAAGACCACACCAGGUGCCACUCCUGUCAGCUAACAACAGGAAACUGAGGCUACAUUUCACACAGGCUCACCAAAACUGGACAAUAGAAGACUGGAAAAACGUUGCUUGGUCUGAUGAGUCUGGAUUUUUUGGCACACUUUGGGCCCCUUAGUACCAACUGAGCAUGGUUUAAACACCACAGCCUACCUGAGUAUUGUUGCUGAUCGUGUCCAUCCCUUUAUGACCACAGUGUACCUAUCUUCUGAUGGCUACUUCCAGCAGGAUAACGCACCAUGUCACAAAGUGCCAGUACCUUGUUGAAUCUAUGCCACCAAGAAUUAAGGAAGUUGUGAUGGCAAAAGGGGUCCAACCUGGUACUAGCAAGGUGUACCUAAUAAAGUGGCCAGUGAGUGUAUUUUCUGUCUAUCAAACUACACCUGCCAGCUGUAUCACUGCACAGAAGGAAGCAUGCAUCUGCUGCUAGCUCACCUAGCACCAAGGAGCUAGCUAAUGUUAGAGCUUAGCCAUGGAAGAAGCCAUUAAUGUUGACAACUUGCGCUGUUACAGGCAUGAGCCGCUCAUCCAUGAGUAGAUGCACUUUUCCUUCUGUGUGGUGAUACAGUUGGCAGGUGUAGUUCAGUAGAAAGAAAAGAAUUCCUACAGAACAAGACAAACUGCUCACAACAAGCUCUGUGGGUUAUCUAGAGUAACCAGGUCAUGGCAGGAGUGUCACCUAGUUCCAUUAUAUUCGAGAGAAGUCAGACAUCCAUAUUGUCGAUAUCUCCAACACUCAGCAACUCACACCAAAACUAUCUAGACUGAUAAACAGCACUACAAGUAAGAGAGGAAAAUAGAGUUUUGAUUUUGGGUUGAACUGCCCCUUUAGAAAAAAGAAAAAGAUUGUGUUUUUCCUCUUCUAUCUUUUACUUUCUCUGAUACUUGUAACGUUUUGCCUUAUGGGAAUCUUCUGGGCCCCCACUGGCAUGAGGACCAAAGCUGUUAGAGCUCAAGAGAAGGCCCCCGCUGUUCUGUUGUGGCGACGCCGGAACAAACCAAGGUCAGCUACUGUAAGGCCGUGUUGAGAUUUGGCUCGACUCAGCCCAAAGUUACGUAACAGCAACACAAGCCCACUUUGUCUCACAUUCGGCCCGAGCCUCUGCGUGCUACUUUUGACAGUGAGGUUGAUUGAUGUGAUUAAUGGGCAUACUGGAAUAAUAAUAAUAAAAAAAAAAAAAGCUUCUCCCCACCACCCCUCUCCCUCCUGAAUGGAAAAGUAUCUGAAUAUUGAAUGAUGUGAAUGAAAAGAGCAUUUUUAUUUUGACAAUAUUACAAUCACAGUAUCAUUUUUCAAGAGUGAUUUGAAAUAAAGUGACCAAAAUGUGA